This is a messenger RNA of Fonsecaea nubica, 1044 nucleotides long. RefSeq lists its product as hypothetical. The transcript has 3 exons. The record is from RefSeq and is a predicted model, not a curated record. Lineage: Eukaryota; Fungi; Ascomycota; Eurotiomycetes; Chaetothyriales; Herpotrichiellaceae. The coding region runs from base 1 to 1044 and encodes 347 amino acids.
AUGCCGUCCUCUACACAUUGCCGUGACGAUCUAAGCCCAAAGACCAAAGACCAAACUUCACUUGACAACCAUGUCACCACCGGCGAAAAAGAGUCUGAAGAAAGAGAUAAUACGUGCUUGGAAACUGCAGGCUUUUCUGACACUCCGAAGAGUCCUUGGGAUCUUUACACCGAGCUUGCAGGUGCAUCCAACGACCCUCCCGCUCUGAGGUCCAUUCUCAAAGCCAUCACCGCCCAGCACCGUGCUGUCGAGCCUCCUUUCUGGACCGAAUACCAGCUCGACGCGUGCCAUGUGGACCUUCUAAGACAGCGCCUCGAAGAGUGUGGUGUGAGCGAGAAAGCCCGGUCUGGGUAUUUCUCCGAGCUUGGGAUCUUUGUUCACGAAGCACAUUCGUACACCCACAAUAUCUACGCAUGCCAAUUCUCCCGCUAUUUCUUCAAGAAGCUGGAUCACCUGUCCUCUUCGCCAGAAGAAGAAGCAUGUGUGGCUCACAUCGUUGAUAGUGGCUCCUCAGAUGCCAAAGCCAAAGAUUCCACCAACAAGGGCUACCAUCAACCAGACAAUUUCUACAGCAACUUUUUCUCAAUCCAUCAUGGUUUUUGUUUGGAGAUUGCAUGCACACAGAAGCGCGCUCGACUAAACGACUUGGCUGAAUUCUACUUCCUCAACAGUGACCGACAGACACAAGUCCUCGUUUGUAUCGACUUCGACGCCGACCACUCCAAAAAAGCCACUUUCUUGACCUGGAGAUGCAGUGGAGGCAAGCUCAAAGCGCAUGUCCAAGACAUACGAACCGAGGAUGGCAAGCUUGUUCCAGGCGACUCUUUACGAAUAACCAUGCUCGAGAUAGCGCCGCCAGACCGCAUCCCACCCUCAAUGCACAAUAUGGCGAUCUACUUUUCGGUGCAAGAACUUGUCGAAAUCCUGGAGUUCGCAGAGUCUGCUCGGGCGAAAUGGGACGAAAUACAACGUGCCAAGAACACUGUGCCGAUCGUUCCAAAACCCACUGCAGCGCUGCCAGAUGAUGUAGAAGGGGCUAUCUAA